GCUGUCUUUGGGGGACGCAAAGUCUCGAUGAACAGGAUUUUUUUUUUCUCUUGCGGCGGAGACCCUAGCCGGGAGCUGACGAGGGUGGUUUGGGAAGGCGGUAGCCGGAGUCUUGGCGGCCCCGGAGCCUCCUGUAAACCAGGUUUUAAAAGUAUACUCCCUGAGCCUCUUGGACUGAGUGAAGGAAGCAUUGGAGUCAGCAUGACCGUAAUAAUACUAUAAUAAAUGAAUCAAAAACUAGAACGGGAUACUAUAAUAGUUAGGCCCUCCAGUACAAUGUUGAAUAGAAGUGCUGAUAGUGGUCAUCUCUGUCUUGUUUUCAACCUCAGAGGAGCUGGAAAAUAUUUAACUCUCAACAAAUGAAUUCCACAAUUGAACUCUGCCUCAUUCCUCUGCCACCUCCUCCUUUAGAAAAUUGACCCUUAAUACAGAGAUAAGGAAUAGACAGUAAAAGAAGAUGCUGGGAUCUGAACGUGGUGUUGUGGAAGAAUGGCUAUCAGAAUUCAAGGCAUUACCUGACACUCAGAUCACCAAUUAUGCAGCAACUUUACACCGGAAAAAAACACUUGUUCCAGCCCUCUAUAAAGUUAUUCAAGAUUCAAAUAAUGAGCUCCUGGAGCCUGUCUGCCACCAACUGUUUGAGCUGUAUCGCAGCUCCGAAGUUCGACUUAAGAGGUUCACACUGCAGUUUUUGCCAGAAUUGAUGUGGGUUUAUUUACGGCUUACAGUUAGCCGAGACAGACAGAGUAAUGGUUGCAUUGAAGCACUUCUUUUAGGAAUUUACAAUUUGGAAAUUGCUGAUAAAGAUGGAAACAAUAAAGUUUUAUCUUUCACUAUCCCUUCCUUAUCCAAGCCUUCAAUAUACCAUGAACCCUCAACAAUUGGAUCCAUGGCUUUGACAGAAGGGGCAUUGUGUCAGCAUGAUCUCAUCAGAGUUGUUUAUAGCGAUCUGCAUCCUCAGAGAGAAACAUUCACUGCACAAAAUCGGUUUGAAGUCCUGAGUUUUCUCAUGUUGUGUUAUAAUUCUGCUAUUGUGUAUAUGCCUGCCUCAUCUUACCAAUCGCUUUGUCGGAUGGGUUCCAGGGUUUGUGUGAGUGGGUUUCCACGGCAACAUGAAAAACAUUGGAAAGAACUCUGUGGCCGAAUAGUAUUGGAUCCUGAAUUUAUGGUGCAACUCCUCACAGGCAUUUAUUAUGCCAUGUAUAAUGGACAGUGGGACCUUGGUCAGGAAGUUCUUGAUGACAUCAUUUAUAGAGCUCAGCUAGAACUGUUUUCUCAACCACUGUUGGUUGCCAAUGCCAUGAAAAACUCAUUACCGUUUGAUGCUCCUGAUUCUUCACAAGAAGGCCAGAAAGUACUUAAAGUAGAAGUCACUCCAACAGUGCCGAGGAUUUCUCGGACUGCAAUUACAACAGCUUCAAUCCGCCGACAUAGAUGGAGGAGAGAAGAUGGCUUUGACUUCUCAAACGAGGCUGACUCGAGUAUUCCUGGCUCCCCGAUCCAACACGGCUCCACUGACCUAGGGAUCAAACGUGUGCAAGAGGGGGAGGUGCUGGUGCGCAGGACCCCUCAGCAUGGCUCGCCGGAGCCCAACUCAGCAGCAGCCACAACAGAGGGUGCUGAAGGUAUAAAUGGAGGAGAGGACCCUAUAAACCUGAAUGAUGCAGAUGAAGGCUUUUCAUCAGGGGCUUCCCUCAGCAGCCAGCUAAUUGGAACGAAACCAUCCUCCUCAACUCAGAGAGGAAGCCUAAGGAAAGUAGCAACGGGGCGUUCCGCCAAGGAUAAAGAAGCAGCCUCUGCCAUCAAGUCCAGUGAGAGCCCUCGAGAGUCAGUAGUUCGCAAGCAGUAUGUACAGCAACCGACUGAUCUUAGUGUAGAUUCAAUUGAGUUGACACCAAUGAAAAAACACCUGAGCCUGCCUGCUGGCCAGGUGGUGCCAAAAACCAAUAGUUUAAGUUUAAUCCGGACAGCCAGUGCUUCCUCAAGUAAAUCAUUUGACUAUGUAAAUGGCAGUCAAGCAAGUACCAGCAUUGGGGUUGGCACUGAGGGAGUUACUAAUUUAGCAACUAACAAUGCUAAUCGAUAUUCAACUAUCAGUCUACAGGAAGACCGGCUGGGUCAGGCUGGCGAAGGUAAAGAGCUCCUUAGCCCGGGAGCCCCCUUAACCAAGCAGUCUCGAUCCCCAAGUUUCAAUAUGCAGCUAAUAUCCCAGGUGUAGUUUUGCUUAUCUUUUAAACUGAACAUUUCAUUGUUCAAGAAGACACUUCAUCCCCCUCUUUGUGAAAAUAUUGGGUCAUCACAGUCAGAUUUGGUUUAGGUAUCUUCAUACUGUAUUUUGUAUGGAAACAGCAAUAAGGCUUUCUUUUUCCCCUUGUCCCAAAUCUUCUAUUCCUUGUAAAUGUGGUUGUGAAGCAGUAUAAAAUGUUUGCCUUUUCCAUGCCUUCCUUUUUCCUUGGGUGAUGUGCAAUCCAUCGUAGGCUGAUCGGUCCCAUUUCAACACUGUGAGACUGAGGAUAUGUUAGAGGAAAUGGUGUAUAUGAUCCCUAUGAAAUGAUUCUUUGACUUUUGUUUAAAAAGAAAACGGGUUUGUUCUCAAUCUAUAGAACUAUGAAGAUUACUGGAUCAUAUUUUUUUCUCUCUUAACCAGGAGUGCCUCAGAGGUUCUGCUAUGACUUUGGACUUCUCUGAGUCUGUGCAAUCAUUUUCUUGAGAAGCAUGGGGAAAGAUGGUAGACUACUGCACUUUUUCAUUGAAAUGAGGGUGACACCCCCCCACACCAAAUCUCCUUUAUCCUGAGGACAUAAAUGUUCAAUUAUUGAGGCAUGUAAAUCAAGUUGUAACCACGUCCAUUGGAGGGAGAUGCUCUAAGUUGAUUGUGUAAUUGAUAAUGCACUUUCUCAAUGGCUCUGUAGUCAAUAUAAACAUGUCUUCCCUCUUCCCCACAAGGACACAGGUCAUUUCUGUCCUUAAAGUUUAAACAAGUAACAAAUCAGAGAAUCCAAGGAGCUUGUUCUAUUUUCCAGGAAUGAUUGACACUUGGUGCUGGGGUUUUGUGGGGGAGGGAUGAUUUUUAUUUAGCUUGUGUGUGAGGGGAGGGCUUGAUUGAGUUUUUUUCUUUCCUUUGUGAGCUGAUGAUGACUGAAGUAGAGUAGUACGUCUUCAGGUAAAGAGAGGGAUUUCUCAGUCCAUUUUCUGUGAUGUCAGACAGUUAGAGAAACCCUUUCAGCUGCUUUCUAGAUGUACCUAAAUUCAGUCAUUUUGGGUUAAGAAACCUAAAGUCCUAAUAGAUCAUAUACUCCAAGGAAAUACAUCAGGGACAGAUAAUUGGCUGAAAACACUGAUGCUUCAAUGUGACACAUUUUUAUAGAACAUUUCUACCAGGAGGUACUGAUUGAUUUCUCCUACAAGGACCACACUGCCUUUGUGUUUAAUGUAAAUGCAAUUUGUGUACCUUCUAAUCAUGUAUCUGCAAAGUUUCUCAUUUUUAUAAAACUUUGAAAUCAUGCCAGUAAGCUAGAUGUUGAAUGUAUGUAAGCAGCAUUUGGUAACUACUAAGAGGCUACAAAAAUACAUUAUUGGUAAAAAAAAUUUUUGUUCUGAUUUGGUUGGAUUUUAUUAUAACCUUCUGAGUCUCAGGCUCUAAUAUUUAAAAAAGAAGGGAAUAUAUUGUGUUUUUGAAAAUCAGUAUUGUGACUUAAACUACUGUAAGUUAAGUUAUCCUUCCACAAAAUACACUAGGGCUGUUAAUGCUCUGUACAUUUAGAUAUUUUUACUUUAUUAUUGUGAAAGAAAAAUACACUGAGUUUAUAGAAAGCAAGUAUUCUCCUAAUUAACAAAAUUUAAAAUUUUACCUCUAAAAAUUAAAAUUGUAGUGUAUUUUGAUAAGUAAAAUAGCCAGAAAAAAAUGCCUUUUUUUUUAAUGACUUCCCCUACUCUUUAUUGUAAGAGCAUUUUUAAAACUAAGACAUUUUCUGUUAGAGUCUUUAUAAGAACAAGGAGAUAUUUGUUUGAGUUUGGUGGUCUAUAACAUUUUUCAUCUAACAUGAAAAUGGAAAACCAGAACUAGUAUCUACAACAUUGCCAAAGUCCAAGGUAAAACUAAAAGUUGAUGAAUAGACAGUUUAUUGAGUUGUGUGUGUACAUGUAGCAUAAAGACAUAUUUUAGAUAUCCCUUAUUUUAAUUUAACUUAGGAUGUCAGAUAAAUGAAAAUUAAAAGAUAGCCAAAAUAAAGGAAAUUUGAAAGUUUAUAACAUACUAAGGAUUGAAAAGAAGUUUCAGGUAUGUAAUGAAAGGAGUAUUGUACUAGGGAAUUAGAUUUUUUUUUUUAAAGAUUUAUUUUAUUUAUUUGCAAGAGUUAACUGCGAGAAAGGAAGAGACAGAGAUUGAUCUUCUAUCCACUGGUUCACUCCCCAAAUGGCCACAACAGCCAGGGCUGGGCCAGACCGAAGCCAGAAGCCAGGAGCUUCUUCCGGUCUCCCACAUGGGUGCAGGGGCCCAAGCAAUGGGCCAUCUUCCGCUGCUUUCUCAGGCUCAUUAGCAGGGAGCUGGAUCAGAAGUGGAGCAGCCAGACUUGAACCAGCACCCAUAGGGAUGCCAGCAUCUCAUGCCACGGCUUUACCUGCUAUUCCACAGUGCCGGCUGGGAGUGAGAUCUUUUCACUGACUUGACUUGGCUCGAGUUCAAGUCAACUCUAUGACAGAAAUACCUACUUUGUGUAAGAGAUUAAAAGGCUUUCUAAUUCAACAAAUCCAGCAUGAUUUUAAUUGAAGAACAAAGGAAAUCACCAAUAAUACCAAAUUACAGGAUAAGCUAUAAUAAACACAGUAAAAUUUCCCUCUUGUUAGAAAUCUUAGGUUAUACCUGAAAGGUUGACUUUUGGAAUUUUUCAUUUUACAAGAUUUCACUUAUUUGUGUGUGUAGUAUGUGUAUACGAAAAUAUUUUAUAUGUGUACAUACCCAUUAAUGUUUCAUGACCCUAUAUAACUUUUGUUUUCUGUUCUUUCAGUUGAUAUGUUUGGACCCCAAUGAGUAAACAUUUCAUUUAAAGUUUGCGUUCAGAGUCUUUAAACAGUUUACAUUACAAGAUAUUUUUAAAGUGAAUGAACUUAACAAACUGUCAGUCAAAUUUUCAAAGUUUUUUGAAAUCUAUUUGCAUUAUUUACUGACAUUUAAUUUAAAAUAUUUAGCUUUAUUUCAGAUAUACAGCAGCUGUUAUAUGCCAGAAAUAUUCAUGCUUUAUUGUCUAACAAUGUUUUGUUUUAUACUUCCUAACUUCCAUUUAAAAAUGUCUUCCCAUUUAUGGGACAGAUAUUUAGGGAGAAAAUACUUGUUUUCUAUAAUAACUUAAUUUGAUUGAUGUCAUCAAUGCCAGAGUGGAUUAAGUGAUAGAAAGAAAUAGCUGAAGGUUUUGGCAACUCUUCUGUAUAACAUUAAUUAAAUCUCAUGUUACUAAAAACCAGAAUGUAAAGUGAAAAGUUAACUUAGAAGUUUUUAAAAUAUGAAACUAUUUUAAGAAGCUGGAGUGGGAGUGGGGAGUAAUGACUAUAAUUUUAAAUCCUGAUCGCUACCAUCAUUCUUAAAUUUUCAGUUUGUUUUGCUGUGUCUGUUUAUUGUCCAAUCAGAAUUUUUCUGCUAGAAAGCUUCCCCACCGCCACUACCACUACCAGACAGGUAUACACAAAUAUUCAUUCUCAGGAUACAGACUCAAAGAGGUUGUGAUGAGAUUAAGGUUACAUAACUAAGAAACAGAGCCAGAAUCAAACUUCGGUCUCCCCUCAAAUGCUUAUGAAAACCCCUGCCUCUCUAUAUAAAUACUAUGAUAAAUAUGGUACGUAACAGUCUCCAUUUCUGCAGUUUCCUUAUGUGUUUGGUGAAUAUGGCACAUUAAGUAUUAAAUCCAGAAACCAUGUAGUCAUAAAUAUAGAUGAGGAAGUAUUGGGAAUGUAGGUAUCUAAACAGAUGUAAGGAUGAAUAGAUAACAUUGUUCUUUAAUUUAUGCCUUACUAUUUUCUGCCAUAUAACAAUUUUAUGCUGCCAUUUUAUAGUUGAUUUUAUUUGUGGGGAUUUAUUUAAAUGCAAAAUAACCCAAUGAAAUGGCUUGGAUCAGUGUUUCUAGCUAUUUUAAAAUAACUUUUGAAUCAGCCAGCUUUUAGUCACCAAGGUGGCAAAUUAAUUGUAUUGCACAAUGGAGUAUUGCAAAGUAAAGAUUAAAUAAGUCAGUUUCCAUUAAUUUUUAACAUAGAAACAGAUUGAACCUUUACUUGUGCUUAGAGCAUACAGAAGCAAUAUUUCCAUAUGUGAUUGAAAAAGGCUUAUCGUUUGAAGCUUUGGGUUCCAUAAUGGAACGGUAACCGUGAUGUCAUUUAAAAGUGUAUAUACCGUAAAAAAUGUCUUAAAUGCGGUAGUCUCAGCUAUAUAAGCUCGAUAUUUCCAACCUGUAUUCUCAAAUUCCACUUACUAGCUUUAAAUUAAUUAUAAUUAUUUAUUAGACACUGGAAUACUGAGAAUAACUUCUUUCAUAAUGUUUUGUUUGCACUACUUUGUGAAUAUUUUAAUGAAGUGAGGUAUUUUUUCCUAUCUCACUUUGUGAGGUUUGUAUGGGUCUGUUUUUGAGUACUUUAGUUGUUGACAAUCAGUUGUCUCAUUUAAUUCUCUGCAUGUCCGUUUGUAAAUAAAAACUAGUAUCUGUCUUUAUGGGUAGUAUACAAUAUAAAUACUGGCAAGGAGAACCUCUCCAUUUCUGAUCUUGGAUUACAAAGUAAAUUUUAAUUUUUUUAAAAAAAUAAGCCUUCAGUUCUGUUUUGCUUUUAAUUUAAAAAGGUUUCAUAGGUCAUGUCAGUGAUCAGAAAUUAGGGCAACUUUUCUAUACUACAGCUAUGUUAAACAGUCUAAACACGAGACUUUUUUAUCUUUCAAGGUGAAUGAUUAUUGCCCUUGUUUCAACACUAAGUUGGUUGAGACACUUAUUUGUAAUACUUUAAUUUUUUAAAAGUGCUUUUUAGAAAAAAGUUGUUUGAAAAUUAACUAGAAAUUGAUAGUGUAAACUCUUAAGAAUUAGAAUAUUUGCCAGAUUAUAAGAAGAUGGAAUGCAGUAUAAAAUUAUAAACAGUGCUAAUAAAAUCAUGAUGAGUCAACAGAUUGGUACAAUUCUCCAUGUCAAGGUAGUCAUAUUUAUAAUGUAAGACAUAAAUUUAGUAUUACCUCUGUUGUGUGUGUCUGUUGGGUAUAUUAUAUUGGCACUGAGAACAUACACAGGAAAUGCUAUUCAUGGAGUAUCAUCUCUGCCCAUGUAGGCACAUUCUUCCUAAACUUGACCACAUAACCACAGACUUUUUGUAAUGUCAGUCUCUUCAGUAUUUUUUAAUCUUAGCUGUUAGUCUUAUGAGUCCCAUGAGAAAUAUACACAAGAGCAAACAAUUCAGGAUAGAAGUUAGCAGAAAGCUGAGAAUGAUGUGAGAAAACUGGCAGCAUAGUACAGAAAUCUAGGUUCUAUGUUUUAUUUCUCAAUUUUGAGAAAACAUGUUCAUAAUGUUUACAAAUUAAGGCAUAUUCAUAUGUCUGCUAGUAUGUUUAAUAUAGACUACCAAAAAUUAUAUUAAGUAUAGCUUAACGUAUAAAUCCUUUUUUUAAAGUGUGUAUUUGGAGUUAGAUCUAAUAAGGAAAUCUUAUUUUCAAAGAGAAGUGGAACUAAUUGGACAACCUGUACUUCCUGUAGUUGGGUGUACACAACUCAGUGUUAAUUAUAUCAGAGGAAGUUCUUUAGAGUUCCUAAUGGUUAAGGAUUGAAGCUCCUUUAUAAAGGAUUGCUUUCUAGCCCUGCAGAAAAUAAAUAUUAAAAACUUUUUUGACCUAAAAAAUAAGUAUACAUACAAUAGCUACAAAAUUCCAUCUGAUGUUUUGUUUGUCACUAAACUGUCAAUAUUUAAUGCUUCCAGCAAAAGUACCAGUUAAAAGUCAAGUCCAAAUAUUAAUCCUUAUAGUAUAUUUUCAUGUCUCCUUUAAUUAAGGCCUCUACUCAUCAGUAUUGAAUGGGGAAAUUUGCUAAAAUUGUUGUGAAUUUUUCAAAUAAAAUUGAGUAGGAAAUUAUAGAAAUGCAUUUCUUUCAAAGGCAAUGGCAGUUACUUCUAAGUUUUAUAUUGGUUAAACUGGUAUAGUUUGUUUACAUAAUUUAUGUACAUGGUCAUUCUGAGUACCUUUUUCUUUUCAGAAAAACAUUUGGAUAAGAAAAGCUAAAAUAGUCAUUUUAAAACUAUAUAGACCAUAAGGACUAAUGAGUUUAUUUAAGCUAUUAAAUAAUGAUUUGGUGGUGGGGGAAAUAAUGAAAUAUAAUUGUUAACUAGUGUUCCAAAUAUGUUCUUUGCAUUGCCUUUAAUAUCAAGUGACAGUUAAAAAAAUAAUGAUUUUAUUGAUGUGCUAUUUUGGAAAGAGAAGCUUGGCUUUUUAACAAUCACUGAUAAUGGUUUGGUUGGUUUUUUUUUGUUUGUUUUAUUUUUUUUAUCCAAACUGAAUUGAAAUAUGCUCCAUACUCCAUGUGAUACUUUUAAAAUAUUUGUAAUAAGUUCUAAUCUACUUUGCAUUGAAUGUUCUGAUCCUUAUUCUAAAAAUUAUGCUGGUAUUACAUUCAACUUAAUGGUUAAAUGAAAUGGUUUUAUGGCACAAAGAUUAUUUUUCCACUAUUUUUGUCAUAAUUUGGCUCAAAUUUCUGAAGAAGUCCUAAUACUUUGUCACUAAGGAAAGGUAAACAAAAAUCAUCUCACUUUGUAUGUUUGAUCCAUAGAAGGAUGUGUAAUGUAUAGAUCAGCUCUUUUUUUUUUAACCAGUACAAGCUUUAUCUUGGUUUCCAAGUAAUCAGAGUGGUGCUGGUGAAAAUUUAAAUGUAUAGGCAUUUAGAAAUUAUAUCUAUUGGGCAAUGUCCUUUCAAACUAGGACCAGUGAAAGCCUUCAUUUUUUUUCAGAGCUGAAGGGGUAAAAACCACACAUUUAAGAUCAUAUUUAUUGGUGCAUGUAAGCCAUUAUCCUGUCUUACUGAACUGAUUAAUGCUGUUGAUUGUUGAAAUGUGAACUGUAGCUACUGUUGACCUUGUAAAUAUCUGCAAGAGAUGAAAAAAUAUUUUAAGUUAUUGUAAAUAAAGAUGUAUAAAAUUCAGUAUCAGUCUGCAAUGCAGAAACAUCUAAGAUGUUAUAUAUUGUGUUUCUUGAGAGAUGUGUAAUAUUCCUUAGAUGUAUCUAGUUACAUUAAGAUUGUAAAUUUCUUUUUGUACAAUAUAAAAAUACACCUUUAUUUGGCUUUUAA
Molecule: messenger RNA, 9293 nt
Organism: Oryctolagus cuniculus (rabbit)
Lineage: Eukaryota; Metazoa; Chordata; Mammalia; Lagomorpha; Leporidae
Gene: HYCC2
Product: hyccin PI4KA lipid kinase complex subunit 2
Biological process (GO): phosphatidylinositol phosphate biosynthetic process; protein localization to plasma membrane
Cellular component (GO): plasma membrane
Source: RefSeq, a predicted model, not a curated record